GCGUCAUUCGUGCAAAAUGGCGACGUUGUGACCGCCGUUUUGAGGAAGAAGCGGGACUUCGCGGCGAGUUUACUUUUCGGAAGUUAUCUACAUUGCAGUUAAGCGCACACAGAUUGACCCAGUGUCCCGUCAUCGAGUACCCAACCGCCUGGCGACUUCCAGUGAACGCGAUCACCCUUACGGAACCGCGGCACCAUGUCGGACGAGAAAAAGGAGACGAAAGCGGAGUCGGAGCACAUAAACCUAAAGGUGCUGGGCCAGGACAACGCGGUAGUCCAGUUUAAAAUUAAGAAGCACACACCCCUACGCAAACUGAUGAACGCGUAUUGCGAUCGUGUAGGCUUGGCAAUAGCAGCAGUAAGAUUUAGGUUUGAUGGACAGCCCAUAAACGAAUUAGACACACCUACUACGUUGGAAAUGGAGGAAGGUGAUACAAUAGAGGUGUAUCAACAGCAAACUGGUGGUUUUUCGUGUUGAGACGCAAUGUAUUGCGUUUACAAAUGGACUAAUUGAAAUUUAUCGUUCCAGCAGUGUUUAUUAUUAACAGAAAACAAAUGUAUUUUAUUUUUAUCUUGUAUUUGUUUAUCUUUGCUUCGCUCUGUGCGACCAGGGGACUUCAACCCAUUACAUAAUGUGCAAGAGUCAAUUACUAGUGCAAGUUUAUAAUUUGCAUCUAACUUAAUUUUAUUGGUUUUGUUCUUGCUUUUUCUAUCUAUUGACUGUAUUUAUAAUAAUUUAUGUAUCUAAUAUAUUCUUUGUUUAAAUAACAGCAUAUUAUAUCAUGGGUCGAAGUCCCCAUUUGCCAAAACGGCGAUUACUAUAAGUUUUACAUUCGAGUACAAUCAUACACAUGUGGUUUAGUGUGCGCGAGUUUUCAUUAUCGGAAAAAAAACAAAACAAGUUAUGUAAAGGGAUACCCAUUAAUACCUCUCGCUGUCAGGAUCGAUUAAAAAAAACUUGAUAUUCUUCAUGUACAUGAAUUUUUACGUGAAUUUAUUGUAAUGAUUCCAAAUGCAUUCUCACUUUUAGAUAUAUUCUCUUUCUAUAUUUGUAAAGGGUGUACAGGAGAAUGAUGUGUAGAUUAGAGCGUACAUUUCCAUUGAUGCAUUAGUAAAACUAUCUAUCUGCAAAAGAUUCCGGCUUUCGCCUGUGCUUCAGAAGAUUGAAUUUUGUACCCGUACUAGCAAUUAUGUUUUUAUCUAUAUAUGGCCCGUACGUUACUUUGUACAUGAGCGAGAAUAAAUUGUACGUUAUCUUUUCUAAAAGAAAAAAAAAAAAGAAAACCUUUCCUCUUCUGAUAAGUGGCUCCAUAUACUGCUUUGUUCUUGAUAAAGGCAUGCUGCUCGGUGUAUUUGGCAGAAUACAAAAUGAUUAGUAUUUUUUUUAACAAAAAAAACAACUAUAUAUUUUAUCAGUUAUUUAAGUAUUGCUAAUGUAAUGUAAAGUGUAUCCUGAUACGAUCCAUUGAUUAUAUUCGCUAAAUGUAAGUUUUACAUGAAUGUAAAAUAUACGUAUUUAAAGUGUU
Molecule: messenger RNA, 1525 nt
Organism: Monomorium pharaonis (pharaoh ant)
Lineage: Eukaryota; Metazoa; Arthropoda; Insecta; Hymenoptera; Formicidae
Gene: Sumo
Product: small ubiquitin-related modifier 3
Exons: 3
Coding region: 196-477 (93 amino acids)
Biological process (GO): protein sumoylation
Cellular component (GO): nucleus
Molecular function (GO): protein tag activity; ubiquitin-like protein ligase binding
Source: RefSeq, a predicted model, not a curated record